This is a messenger RNA of Capronia epimyces CBS 606.96, 663 nucleotides long. RefSeq lists its product as uncharacterized. Bases 1 to 663 code for a protein of 220 amino acids. The transcript is spliced from 2 exons. Lineage: Eukaryota; Fungi; Ascomycota; Eurotiomycetes; Chaetothyriales; Herpotrichiellaceae. The record is from RefSeq and is a predicted model, not a curated record.
AUGGCCACCAUAUCGGCAGCGUGCUACCAGAGAGUCAUCUGCCACGGUGCCCUGUAUGUGGGCAAGGUCAACCUGGGCUGGUUGGCAACGGGACUGAUGCCAGCUGGCUUCAAUGGGGUGGUUGGAUUCAAGCCGACUCGUGGCUUGGUGUCGUUUGCGGGUGUCACCCCCAGGGGGCUUGCUGGUCGGUGGAUUCCACUGCCUUCGCCACCCGAUGAUGCGCGCCCCGUGUGGCACCUGAGGCUUGUGAAGGAUACGACGAAGAUGACCGAUACUCACGAGACACCUUCCCUCCUGAACGACACGUCAAUUCGCUGGGUGGUCAGCGUGACGCGUUCCGGUCCAGAUUUGGUAUUCCACCACCCCGGAGGCUCUCGAGGCCUGUUCGCCUACCUACCGCAAGUUGUUCGAGGAAGCUGUGCGACACUUGCACAGCCUGGGCGGGACGCUGUUACCAUUGACUGGACAUCGUUCCAUGUCGCCAGGAAGCUGUUGUGUCGGAGAAGCUGGCCAGUCUGCCAGACAAUUUCCUGGAGAAGAACAGCCGACACCUGCGCCCGGUCAUCGGGGAGCUAUUUGAUAUUUGCACAGGUCGUAGCACGUCAGAGCACGGCAGUCGAGCUGUUCCGAGAUCUGCGAACCAAGGCUACAAACCAAGGCUAA